Molecule: messenger RNA, 876 nt
Organism: Aspergillus vadensis CBS 113365
Lineage: Eukaryota; Fungi; Ascomycota; Eurotiomycetes; Eurotiales; Aspergillaceae
Exons: 6
Coding region: 1-876 (291 amino acids)
Source: RefSeq, a predicted model, not a curated record
AUGGGCAUCUAUCUGCCGUGUGGCAUUGCCCUGUUCCAUGUAUUAAAUAGUCACUUCUACCAUGUGGCGAAGCUUCAGGAGGGCUAUAUUAUUUAUAAUAAUAAUAAAAUUCAUUUAUCCUCCACCUCGAAGGAUAAGCUCAUCACCAUAUUCUUCAUGGUCUUGAUAUGGCUUAUCUCUCGCAAAUGGCACCGUACUUGGGGGAUUCCAGACACCGAGGUCCAUGGAACUGAGAUGCAGCAAAAGUCAGAAAUAGACUGGGACUGGGAGUGCUCUUGGGAUAACAUAUUUAUUAAGCAUGUACUUAAAUAUCUCUUAACACACAAUCCUGCCCUGCUGCAGGAUUUCUCCAAGAGCUUGCUGCUCUAUGCAGUCUGGAAUAACAGGAUUUCAGACUAUAAAGAUUUUACUAACUUAAUUCAGGAGCAGUUUCACCGUGUACUGUAUAUUUACAUGAUCUUUAUCAGUGAUCACCAUGUACAGUUACCGAUCAAUGUCUCUUCGCAGGAACAGAAGAAGCUGGAGAACAUCUUUAAGAGCCCUGCUGGGCUUCUCUUUGAAGACGGGCGCCCGGCCAAUCCCACUGUUCCGUUCAAUUCGCCAGGCUAUGGCCCCACGCCCUCAGCGUCUCCGAUCGCCUCCAUAAAGGGCGAGUCCGGUUUGUUCCUCAUAUUACAACACGGUUCGCUAUUCGCCGACAAUGGCCAGGUAAAAUACUGGGGCGAGGUUCCCCAAACAUUCAAUGCGACGGUCUUUGACCGAGCCGAGGAGAGCAUCAAGUACCUUGUCCUCACCAACACGUGGCCGAAGUUUGUUCGAAGCCGCGGGAUCGCAGCUGAGGUUGAUUUGCUGGCAGGGAGCAAGAGUCCUGCGUAG